Hevea brasiliensis (rubber tree) is the source of this 1748-nucleotide messenger RNA. Its product is annotated as serine carboxypeptidase-like 50. Lineage: Eukaryota; Viridiplantae; Streptophyta; Magnoliopsida; Malpighiales; Euphorbiaceae. The transcript has a single exon. Gene Ontology annotation, biological process: proteolysis. Gene Ontology annotation, molecular function: serine-type carboxypeptidase activity. The coding region runs from base 229 to 1629 and encodes 466 amino acids. The record is from RefSeq and is a predicted model, not a curated record.
UCAUUAUCUUGAAGUACAAAAAUUUCAUCCAUGGCUAACAGCUUUCUCCAAUUUUCAGCUUUUCUCUAAAAAGAGUCCUACAAAGAGACAAUCAGGCCGCAAGAAUCUUUUGACUCUGGAUGCUGCCAAGCACAGCUGCCUAAGCAAAAUAGCAAAUUUCCAUAUAGCAAUCGCAACUUGCAAGCCUAGAGCCUACGAUCAGUCUUGACUACCUUCAGGAUCAGAAGAAUGAAGUCAACCACGAAAUUAACCUGCUUCUUGCAGCUCCUUGUCCUCUUUUUCCUCCGCCAAUCUUCGGUCUCAUCGCCAUUCACCACCGCUAAUUCAAGCUCUACAUUUCCCAGUGAAGCUCUCCCAACCAAAUCCGGCUACCUACCCAUCAACUCCAACACCAAUUCGGCCAUUUUCUACACCUUCUAUGAAGCACAAGACCCAUUCUUACCUCUCUCCCAAACCCCACUUCUCAUCUGGCUCCAGGGUGGCCCUGGUUGCUCCUCCAUGAUAGGCAACUUCCUUGAGCUAGGUCCGUAUCGUGUAGUUGAUACUCAGAGUGAAAACAUCCAACACCUUUCUCUUGAACGCAAUAUAGGCUCUUGGAACCGCAUUUUUGGCCUUAUUUUCCUUGAUAAUCCAAUUGGAGUUGGGUUUAGUAUCGCUGCUACACCCGAAGAGAUACCCAGAGAUCAACACACUGUUGCUAAGCAUCUCUUUGCUGCGAUCACUGGGUUUAUUGGUUUGGACCCAGAUUUCAAGAAUCGUCCACUUUAUAUCACUGGUGAGAGUUAUGCAGGUAAGUAUGUUCCUGCAAUUGGGUAUUACAUUUUGAAGCAGAAUAUGAGGUUGCCAGAGGCACAGCGAGUGAACUUGAAAGGUGUGGCUAUAGGUAAUGGGUUAACGGAUCCAGUGACGCAAGUGAAAACUCAUGCUGUCAAUGCAUAUUUUUCUGGUUUGAUCAAUGAGAGGCAAAAGGGUGAAUUGGAGGAAGCUCAACGAAAGGCAGUUGAGUUUGUUAAAAUGGGAAAUUGGAGUGAGGCAACAAAUGCAAGGCUUAAGACCUUGGAUUUGCUGCAAAACAUGACAGGGUUGGCCACCUUGUAUGACUUCUCGAAGAAGGUUCCUUAUAAAACGAGGUUAGUCACCAAAUUCCUGCAAUCAGUGGAGGUGAAGAAGAAAUUAGGUGCAAAAGAAUCUAUAGUUUUCGAUGAAUGCAGUGAUGUGGUGGGGAAUGCACUGCUAGAGGAUGUGAUGAAGAGUGUGAAGUAUAUGGUGGAAUUGUUGGUGAAGAAGAGCAAGGUAUUGUUGUAUCAAGGGCAUUUUGACUUGAGAGAUGGUGUGGUUUCCACUGAGGCUUGGGUGAAGACAAUGAAAUGGGAGGGAAUAGAGAGGUUUCUGAUGGCGGAGAGAAAAGUGUGGAAAGUGAAUGGAGAGCUUGCUGGGUAUGUGCAGAAAUGGGGAAGCUUGAGCCAUGCUGUGGUACUAGGAGCAGGUCAUCUUGUGCCUACUGAUCAGGCAUUAAAUUCUCAGGCCAUGAUAGAGGAUUGGGUUAUGGAUAAGGGUGUCUUUGCUUGCGGGAAAAAGGGGGUUCCGCAUCAGACUCCAUGGAGUCAUCCUGAAAUUUAUAGCCCUUGAUGUUGGUGGAUAGAUCUGAAAUUUUUAACUCAUGUUGUUGUGGUAUUUUUAAGUGAUAAAAGAUCUAAUGUCCUACUAGUAUAUUUCAUAAAUAAGACCACGUUGUGCUUGUUAUUUCA